Molecule: messenger RNA, 4274 nt
Organism: Falco peregrinus (peregrine falcon)
Lineage: Eukaryota; Metazoa; Chordata; Aves; Falconiformes; Falconidae
Gene: SEC24C
Product: SEC24 homolog C, COPII coat complex component
Exons: 25
Coding region: 512-4045 (1177 amino acids)
Biological process (GO): COPII-coated vesicle cargo loading; endoplasmic reticulum to Golgi vesicle-mediated transport; intracellular protein transport
Cellular component (GO): endoplasmic reticulum exit site; COPII vesicle coat
Molecular function (GO): SNARE binding; zinc ion binding
Source: RefSeq, a predicted model, not a curated record
UGCCCGGUGGCGGAGCCCGGCUGCGUUUGGCAGUACGACUUGGCGGCUGUCUGGGGCUUUGCGGGAGGAGGGAGGAAAGGGAUGGAGGGGGCAUGACCGAAAUACAAGUGUAGUCUUGAAAAAGCGCUUAUGUAAGGUUCCAUGUCGAUGGGCUUUAAACGUGUUUGUUUUAUGGUGUUGGGGCUUGCUUUCUGUCUUUUGGAGCAAUGCUCUUUUGUACUAGAAUGAAAUUUAGUUUCAUUUCUUUUUGUUCUUGGGAUGUACUUCAGUGUUUUUCAGUAGAGUCAGGUUGGUUUCAUUUCUUUUUAUUCUUGGGCUAUAUGUGUGUAUUUUUCAGUGUAUGCGUAUGGUGUCUAAGCUCUGAAAUCCUUAUUGGAGAGACUUUGCAGCACCAUCCAGACUGAGCCUCCUUGGUGACUGUCACACCGUCCCUGAAGUUCUGUUUAAAUUUCCUGGCUGACGGAACUGGUUGCAGAAACAUAGGUAAGAUUAGUUUGGGGAUGUGAAUACAAUGAGUGUAAACCAGCAAGCUCACACAGGGCCUCCUUAUGGGCAACCUCAGCCUGGAUAUCACGGAUACCAGCAGCCUGCCUACGGAGGACAGCCACUGCCAGGGGUUCCUCAGUCGCAAUAUGGAGUUUAUAAUGGGCCGAUGCCAGGAUAUCAACAGCCAGGCCCUCCACAAGGUUACUUUCCUUCCUUGGGGUUCCCUGCAAAGGGCUCUCCUGUAUCUCUCAACUCUGACACUUCUACUCUUGCACCUAAUUUCAUAGGUUCAUUAAGAGCCCCUCCAACAUCUGGAGCUCCCCCUCCAGCCUCUGGAGCAUCUCUUACUUCUGGCCACGUGGCAUACAGUCCGUUUGGACAUGGAGAUGUGCAGAAUGGGAUUCCAGCCUCAGCAGCCCCAAUGCAGAGGACACCUGCUUCUCAGCCGUUUCUGCCAGGCUCAGCACCCACGCCUGUCAGCCAGACAUCUACGCUCCAGCAAUAUGGUCCCCCCCCAGCCAGUGUACAGCAGCUCAGCAAUCACAUGGCAGGGAUGACAAUUGGCAGUCCUGCAGCCUCUGCUCCUCCCCCAGCUGGACUGGGCUAUGGUCCCUCAACAUCGGUUCCCCCAGUCUCAGGAAGCUUUAGUGCAACAGGAUCUGGUCUCUACACACCUUACACUGCGAGCCAAGGACCUCCUCCUACCAGUGUGUCUCAGGGUCUUCCUUUGGCACAGCCUCCGUUUCCUGGUCAACCAGUAUCAACUCAGCGCCCGCCUACUCAAGUCCCUGGCUUUGCCCCACCUCCCUCUUCUACAGGGGUUGGACCUUCCUCUUACCCUCCCACUACAGGUGCCCCAAGGCCACCUACCAUGCCAGGCCCACCACUGCCUGGGCAGACAGUUGCUGGACCACCGAUGCCCCAGCCUAAUCAUGUGUCCUCACCGCCACCUCCAUCAACUAUGUCAGGGCCACACCCUGGGCCUCCCAUGAGUGGUCUCCAUGGACCACCUCCUCCCACUCAUCCUCCUCAGCCAGGAUACCAAAUGCAGCAGAAUGGUUCCUUUGGGCAGGUGAGAGGUCCCCAGCCAAACUAUGGAGGAGCCUAUCCAGGAACACCAAAUUAUGGAAGUCCGCCCGGACCACCACCUCCGCCAAAACGCUUGGAUCCAGAUUCCAUUCCUAGCCCUCAACUUAAUGAGCUGCCACCCCAGCAGAAACCCAGGCACAGAAUAGACCCAGAUGCAAUUCCUAGUCCCAUUCAAGUGAUCGAAGAUGACAGAAGUAACCGUGGGUCAGAACCAUUUGUCACUGGAGUGAGAGGGCAGGUUCCACCUCUUGUUACUACAAAUUUCUUGGUCAAGGAUCAAGGUAACGCAAGCCCUCGCUACAUAAGAUGCACAUCUUACAAUAUUCCCUGCACCUCAGAUAUGGCCAAACAGUCCCAAGUUCCCCUAGCUGCUGUCAUAAAACCACUGGCUACUCUACCCCCCGAGGAGACCCUUCCUUAUUUGGUAGACCAUGGAGAAUCCGGCCCUGUCCGAUGCAAUAGGUGCAAGGCUUACAUGUGCCCUUUUAUGCAAUUCAUUGAGGGUGGAAGGAGGUUCCAGUGUUGUUUCUGCAGCUGUGUCACUGAGGUGCCACCUCAUUACUUCCAGCAUUUGGAUCAUACUGGAAAGCGAGUGGACUUCUAUGACCGACCUGAGUUAUCACUGGGGUCUUACGAGUUUCUAGCAACAGUUGACUAUUGCAAGAACAACAAGUUUCCCAGUCCACCUGCUUUCAUUUUCAUGAUUGAUGUGUCUUACAAUGCUGUGAAGAGUGGCUUAGUGAGGCUAAUAUGUGAAGAAUUAAAGUCACUCCUAAAUUACCUGCCCAGGGAGGGCAACAUGGAAGAAUCAGCCAUUCGAGUAGGCUUUGUCACCUACAACAAAGUGUUACACUUCUAUAACGUGAAGAGCUCACUGGCACAGCCACAAAUGAUGGUUGUUUCAGAUGUGGCAGAUAUGUUUGUGCCACUCCUUGACGGUUUUCUGGUGAACGUGAAUGAAUCCAGGACGGUUAUUGCCAGUUUGCUGGAUCAGAUUCCAGAAAUGUUUGCAGACACAAGAGAAACAGAAACAGUUUUUGCACCUGUGAUUCAAGCAGGGCUGGAGGCGCUGAAGGCAGCUGAGUGUGCUGGCAAGCUCUUCAUUUUCCACACCUCUCUGCCCAUCGCGGAGGCCCCAGGGAAGCUAAAGAACAGGGAUGAUAAGAAACUGAUCAACACAGACAAGGAGAAGACUUUGUUUCAACCACAGACAAGCUUUUACAACAACCUGGCCAAGGAUUGUGUGGCCCAGGGCUGCUGUGUGGAUCUGUUCCUGUUUCCAAACCAGUAUUUGGAUGUGGCGACACUAGGCGUAGUAACCUACCAGACGGGAGGCUCCAUUUAUAAGUAUGCCUAUUUCCAGCUGGAGACAGACCAGGAUAGGUUCCUGAAUGACUUGAGAAGAGAUGUGCAGAAAGAAGUGGGAUUUGAUGCUGUAAUGAGAGUGCGCACAAGCACAGGUAUUCGAGCAACUGACUUUUUUGGAGCCUUCUAUAUGAGCAACACAACAGAUGUAGAGAUGGCAGGUUUGGACUGUGAUAAAACAAUCACGGUGGAAUUCAAGCACGAUGACAAACUGAGCGAAGACAGUGGUGCGCUCCUUCAGUGUGCGCUGUUGUAUACAAGUUGUGCAGGACAGCGACGACUCCGCAUUCACAACCUCUCCUUAAACUGUUGCACACAGCUUGCUGACCUCUAUCGAAACUGUGAGACAGACACGCUCAUCAAUUACUUGGCUAAAUACGCAUAUCGUGGAGUUUUGAGUAGUCCAGUGAAGACUGUACGAGAUGCACUGAUCAACCAGUGUGCCCAGAUUCUAGCUUGCUAUCGAAAGAACUGUGCUAGUCCCUCUUCUGCUGGCCAGCUGAUCCUCCCUGAAUGCAUGAAGCUGCUUCCUGUGUACUUGAACUGUGUGUUGAAGAGUGACGUCCUUCAGCCCGCUCCGGAGGUCACAACAGAUGACCGUGCCUACAUUCGUCAGUUAGUCACAUCCAUGGAUGUGGCAGAAACAAACGUUUUCUUUUAUCCCAGGCUUCUGCCCCUGCAGACCAAAGCAGAUGUUGACAGUGACUCCUUGCCACCAGCAAUCCGGAACUCGGAAGAACGUCUCUCCAAGGGUGACAUAUACCUGCUGGAGAACGGGCUGAACAUCUUCGUGUGGGUGGGAGUCAACGUGCAGCAGGGCCUGAUCCAGAACCUCUUUGGCGUGUCGUCCUUCGGCCAGAUCAGCAGCGCCUUGAGUACCCUGCCUGUCUUGGAAAAUCCCUUUUCAAAGAAAGUACGAUCUAUUAUUAACAUGCUUCAAAUGCAGAGAUCCCGCUACAUGAAGUUAAUAAUUGUGAAGCAAGAAGAUAAGUUGGAAAUGCUGUUCAAACACUUCCUAGUGGAGGACAAGAGCCUGAGUGGGGGCGCUUCAUACGUGGACUUCCUGUGUCACAUGCACAAGGAGAUUCGGCAGCUACUGAGCUAGAGGAGGGAGCGGUGCUGGAGCUCAGCAGUGACAUUUUGGUCUCCACUAAUGACCUGAUCAGAAGGCCCAGCGCCCUCAAAAAGGACAACAUAGAAAUCUGUACAAUUCCAUAAUUUUUAAUACACAUUGCAUAAGCAGAAAUCCUUUCAACCUCUCCCAGUCCCGUAAGAGAGAUGAAAAAUUUUCCUGGUGAGGGCUAAAAUAAAAAAGAAAAAAAAAAAAAAAAAAA